This is a messenger RNA of Fopius arisanus, 1502 nucleotides long. RefSeq names its product tubulin polyglutamylase complex subunit 2. The coding region runs from base 93 to 869 and encodes 258 amino acids. Gene Ontology annotation, biological process: protein polyglutamylation. NCBI's taxonomy places the organism in Eukaryota, Metazoa, Arthropoda, Insecta, Hymenoptera, Braconidae. The record is from RefSeq and is a predicted model, not a curated record. The transcript has 2 exons.
GAGUUGCAGAAGGAAUUGACAGAGACCAUGUCAGUCAUUCCCUGGCACGUUCCAGCUGAUCAUCCCCUUCAAUAAUUCCAUCAGUCUGACUCAUGUCUUUCUUCGUUGACAUCGUCACCGAGGACUCGUUCUACGAGAACCUGACACUCGGUGUCGUUAAGCUACUCGAGGCCAGUCCAUGCGUGAGGCAUGUCAAAGUUGAAAGGAGAAGUGCGUGUGACAGAAGUGCAUUAUCGAGCUGGGAGCAGAGGCAUUGUUGCCUACUCCCUGAAGAUUUCAAGAGUUUUUAUGCAUCGAUCGAUGGAUUCUCACUCACUUGGAGUCUCGAUAUUGCGGGUGAAGAGUUUCCUAUCGGUCGUAUGGUGAUCAACGAGUUCGCAGCGCUGAAGCGGUUCGUCGGUACAAAAGAGCAGCAAGCAGAGGCUGAGAACAAGAAUCAGGAUGAUUUAUCGGAGGUUCCGUCGCAGGGUCCUCGUUGCAAGCUCUUCGAGAUCGACCAGUGCGGCCCGAGCAAAGUAUUUCUCGUCUACCACGUGAGACCAGAGGGUGACAACGAGCCAGGAAUUUGGCUGCAUUACGAGGAGAAUGGUGACACCUGGUACCACCUCUCCAAGAGCUUCACCAAGUACUUUCGCAUGAUGUUGGUGCACCUGGGGCUUCCCAUGUGGCAGUACUGCGCUCUGGGACUUCCCCUGAGCACCUGGGUAGAGCAGGCUUACUACCUCGUGGGACCUCAUCUCCUGCCGAAUACAGUUAAACCCAGGGAGAGUCUCUCUCUGAGUCUCUGGAAGGACGGACCCUCCAACACCGUCGACCCCACCAUCUUCAAGAGUCGUGACAGCAAGCAGAAGAACUCCAGGAAGAAGUGAGGAGAUGAUCAUGAUUUAAUGGAUCUUCUGGCGCUUUUUUAUCUCUCGGUUUUUAUUUUUAUUGAAACCCUUGGCCUAAUUGGCACGAAUUUCUCAGGAAGUGCCAGGAAUGCCAGGAACUGGCAUGUUAACUCUGCGGAGCGGAUCUGCCAGUUGAAUUUCUCGUGGAAUUUUGGAAUAAAUGAACAUUUAAAUUCCAUUCGCCGAGCUUUUAUCGGGAUUUUUCUUUUUCUUUUGGAUUUUCGAUGUCGAUGUUGCGGAUCUGAGGAUUGAAAACUCAACUCUCGUCACGUGCAGCUGACAGAUUGAUGUUGAGGGGCAUGCUAAGCUGUAUGCUGACUGAUUUAUUAAGCAGGCACAUUACGCAAUUGUCAAUCGAUGGAGGAAGGGUUACGACAGUGGAAAAAGAGACGUAAUGGAAUGUUUAUGGAUGCGGAGUGAGAAGCCAGGGAAAAUCGGGGGAUUAACGUCAGUCGAAAUUUUUAUACGAAUGCGUUGAUCGGGAGAGGAAAUAUUGCAGUGAUAAUUCCAAAUUAGAAGUUUUUUUCGUCGGAAUAAAAUUCAUUAAUUCGCUUUUUUAUUUUUAUUCAUCAUUUUACGAUUUUUAUAGACUGGAGGUGAACUCACCGCAGU